AUUCUGUGAACUGCUUGAUGUGUUCGAACUCUCGGUUCAGUAUCUCAGAUUUCCAUCAUACGAGGUCUUUUCUCAUAAGUCCUCGACGUACGAUGUUUGCCCCUGUGCUCCAGCUUGAUAAAGCUACGUUUUUGAUUCACUGUGCCAGUACUUGCAUUGGCGUCGCGCUACUAUAGUAAUGGAUGAACUUCACGCAAUCCUUCAAGCGCUUUCGCUAUGAUCUGAUUCAUGAACUCUGGAGAUCGAAUGGAACAUUCGUUGUAUCUCCGGCGAUUUUCCUUACUCUACAUAGGAAUUUCUUUGCCGCCCGCGUACGACGGGCUUUGUGGAAAGUCAUUGUCACGUUCGACGCAAAUAUUGCAUUUACAAUAGCCACUCCUUCAAGUGCCUGUGCAUAUUUGGUCUAUGUAGUGGAUGAAAGUUUGACCACAAGGAAACAUUCGAACACCUUGUUUUAUCCUCAAUUUAUCCGAAUUUAACAGCGAUUGCGCUACAUGAACUGCCCAAGUUGGAAUUGGCCUCCAUUUUCGGUAGUCUCCUCGUCACUUGGCUGUAUAUCCGACGAUA
Molecule: messenger RNA, 567 nt
Organism: Lentinula edodes (shiitake mushroom)
Lineage: Eukaryota; Fungi; Basidiomycota; Agaricomycetes; Agaricales; Omphalotaceae
Exons: 2
Coding region: 183-479 (98 amino acids)
Source: RefSeq, a predicted model, not a curated record